UCAGAGCCGAUGCCCCGCCCCGUGACCGUGACCGAGGGCUGCGCGAGGGCAGCGGCGCGGCAGGAGCGAUGGGGGAGGAAGCGGCAGGGGUGCGGCCGGAGCUGGUGCGCGAGGCCGAGGUCAGCCUGCUGGAGUGCAAGGUGUGCUUCGAGAGGUUCGGCCACCGGCAGCAGCGGCGCCCGCGCAACCUGCCCUGUGGCCACGUGGUCUGCUUGGCCUGCGUGGCCGCUCUCGCGCACCCGCGAUCGCUGGCCCUCGAAUGUCCCUUCUGCCGGCGGGCCUGCCGAGCCUGUGACACCAGCGAUUGUCUGCCGGUGUUGCACCUUCUGGAGCUCCUGGGCUCCACUCUUCACGCGUCCCCGGCCGCCCACAGCGCCGCCCCCUGCGCGCCCGGGGUGUUCACCUGUCAUCACGCCUUCGGCGGGUGGGGGACCCUGGUGAAUCCCACAGGGCUUGCACUGUGCCCCAAGACCGGACGGGUCGUAGUCGUGCACGACGGUAAGAGGCGGGUCAAGAUCUUUGAUUCCGGAGGAGGAGGUGCACACCAGUUUGGAGAGAAGGGGGACGCAGCGCAUGACGUGAAGUACCCACUGGAUGUCGCCGUCACCAACAACUGCCACGUGGUUGUCACCGACGCUGGCGACCACUCCCUCAAAGUGUUUGAUUUCUUUGGCCAAAUCAAGCUGGUUGUGGGAAAGCAGUUUUCCCUGCCUUGGGGUGUGGAAAUCACCCCUCAGAACCAGGUCCUGGUGACUGAUGCAGAGGCAGGGACCUUGCACCUCCUGGAAGUGGAUUUCCCUGAAGGGGUCCUUCGGAGGACCGAGAGGUUGCAAGCUCAGCUUUGCAAUCCCCGUGGGGUGGCUGUGUCUUGGCUUACCGGAGCUGUCGCGAUCCUAGAACACCCCUGGCCCUUGGGGACAGCGGGUGACAACACAAGGGUGAAGGUAUUCAGCCCCGCCAUGCAGCUGAUUGGCCAGGUGGAUAGCUUCGGGCUGAACCUCCUCUUUCCUUCUAAAAUAACUGUCUCCGCUGUGGCCUUUGAUCACCAGGGAAAUGUGAUUGUAGCAGACACCUCUGGGCCAGCCAUCAUAUGCUUGGGGAAACCUGAGGAGUUUCCAGCCCUAAAGCCCAUGGUCUCUCAUGGUCUUUCUCGUCCUGUGGCCCUGGCCUUCACCAAGGAGAAUUCUCUUCUUGUGCUGGAUACUGCAUCCCACUCUAUAAAAGUCUUUAAAGUGAUGGAGGGUAACGGAGGGUGAUGGGCAUCCCAGGCCUGGUAUCAUCAGGGGGGAAUUGCACCCUGGAUGAGUCACCAUCACUCAUCCACCCAGGCAGGAAUAAUGCUAACCACCUGACAGAGUACUGGAUGUGAGGCAGUUAUAAAAGACUAAUUUGUCAUUUGUCAUUUAGUGGAUACCUAUUCCCGAUGUUUAGAAAUUUGCAAAUCUUAAGCUCAUUUGCCCCUUAACACACAGAAAUGUAAUUUCUAUUAUUAGUCCCAUUUUAGAGAUGAAAAAUCAGAUCCAGGGGAUUUAAUAUGAUUUCUUCAAGGCAAAGUUACUGGGACAGUCACGAUUAAACUCAGUUCUGACUCCUUGCUCUUAAAUAUGAUGCCAGGUGUUAAAAAAAAAAAAGUAAACAAGUCUUAGGUAU
Messenger RNA from Phodopus roborovskii (desert hamster), 1650 nucleotides. RefSeq names its product NHL repeat containing E3 ubiquitin protein ligase 1 (gene Nhlrc1). The record is from RefSeq and is a predicted model, not a curated record. Gene Ontology annotation, biological process: protein polyubiquitination; proteasome-mediated ubiquitin-dependent protein catabolic process; negative regulation of translation. The transcript has a single exon. NCBI's taxonomy places the organism in Eukaryota, Metazoa, Chordata, Mammalia, Rodentia, Cricetidae. Bases 69 to 1256 code for a protein of 395 amino acids. Gene Ontology annotation, molecular function: protein binding; ubiquitin protein ligase activity; translation repressor activity.